CCACCCCGUCACCAAGGUUCAAAAAUCGCCAAUUUAACGUUGGACUCUCUGCUCUGAAUGUCAGGAUUGACAGAAUCUACACCUCUUCUCGGACGCGCAUCGCUUGUACGCCCUCAGAUGUUCUGGCGCGCAGGAGCAAUACUCGUCACGCUCGGCAUGGUUGCUGGAGCCUUCGGUUCUCAUGGUCUGCGCAAGAAAUCAGGAAUCACGCCAGAUCAGAUUCAAGCCUGGGGGACUGCCUCGAACUACACUGUCUUCAAUGGCCUGGGCUUGAUGCUCGUCUCGAUGCACCCUCGCUUUGCGACGCACCGAUUCGCUGGCCCUGCCAUAGCAAUUGGCAGCGUUGUAUUUUCCGGAACCAUCUUUGCUCUUGUUCUCGCUCGCGACCGCUUCAAGUGGCUCGGACCUGUCACUCCUCUUGGAGGAAGCUUUAUGAUGGCUGGAUUCCUUUCUCUUGCGUUCUGAUGCUUGAACACUGUACUUAUAUCGAGUAUAUGCUACGUGCUUACCAUCGUCAAGCACGGGAGCCAAUCAUGUCAUUGAGCGGUCACGUGACCGGCGGUUGGACUUGGUGUUCGAUUCGACGCUCUCGCUUCGCCUCGUGUUUCGUGGUCGAGGACCGCGUCGGUGCACUGCAGCUCGGAUAUCUUUUCUCUUUCUC
Molecule: messenger RNA, 661 nt
Organism: Phanerochaete carnosa HHB-10118-sp
Lineage: Eukaryota; Fungi; Basidiomycota; Agaricomycetes; Polyporales; Phanerochaetaceae
Exons: 5
Coding region: 58-465 (135 amino acids)
Source: RefSeq, a predicted model, not a curated record